Molecule: messenger RNA, 772 nt
Organism: Zerene cesonia (dogface butterfly)
Lineage: Eukaryota; Metazoa; Arthropoda; Insecta; Lepidoptera; Pieridae
Exons: 4
Coding region: 1-732 (243 amino acids)
Source: RefSeq, a predicted model, not a curated record
AUGGCUAGUGGAGAUUCACCAGACGUACCGAAACAUAUGAGCUAUGCACAAUCUAAAAUACCAUUUAUUGGCGCUUUCGUCGAUUACCUAAGUACAAGUUUCGAAUACAUAAGGAGUAAAACAUUCUAUCGGGCGGAGAGAUUGCAGACCAGUUCAAAGCAAACAUUAUCAGCUACGUUUGUCGCGUUUGUUUGCUUUUGCUUAGGAAUGGUGAGCAAUGUGAAGUUCGAAGUUGUGACGUUUGACGAGGAGCCGUUGGCGAAUGACUUGCACUUUAUGGUCAUGAGCAAGGACGAUAAACUCUAUAUAGAUGAUAUUGAUGUUUCCAGAGUGAUGUGGUGCAUCGAAGCUUCUGACGCACUUGUUAUAAUGUUCAGUACGUUAUUAAUAUGGAACUCACCAAACGUGCGAUCUCCUCUAAGUGAAUAUCUAUUUCUGCCGUGGCUAGGUGCUACGAUGCGCGGACUGUGCCUGAGACAGGCGCCCACCGCUGGCGCUUUGAUUUACACAAUGAGCGUGGUCAAUGGAUGCAUCAACCCUUUAUUUUUGACGGCUUUUUCUUUCUUGUUCUUGCUCGAAGCUCGUCUAUGGUUAGAGAUGGCCCGGCUGGUCAGUUUGCGAUGGCAGCGCCGUGACCAUGUGGAUAUUAGCGGGCCCGCGCACUAUGAAGUGGAGACUUUAUGGAGUAAUGACGAUGUACAGAGUGUUGAAGUUGGCAACUUUGUUUAUUGAUUUGUUCCUUUUUUAAAUUUGAUAGCUCCAUUGUGUUUUU